AUCCUCCAAACUUCCCUUUCUUUGCUGUUAAUUCCCAUGUCGGUGAGUUGUAGGCCCUUCUGUGCCAGCUGCGUUGCCUUGCAGCUUUGGUUAGCUCAGUGUGAUGUCUUCUAUGCUGACAUGCUUAGUGAAACUGCUGCUGAUUAUGUGCCAGGUUUGAUUUCAUCUCAAGUGGAUAGAGACCUAAUGUGAAGAAUCAAGACACCCUCUGAAGUCUGCAAAGAAUGAAUUUUCAUGUUGUUAAUAUUUUAGACACAAAGGAUGACUCUGCUGAUGGGAAGAGGAGCACGUGGAGGUAGCUCUAUAUAAAAUACAGUCUAGACGAGAGCGUUUAAACUGAGUGGUAUGAAGAGCAGUGUUGGCAGUGUCUUUCUGUCCUUGCAAGUGUGUUUAUUCUGUUUCCAUUUACGAACCCCCCCACCAGGAAUGCUGUUACCUCCUUAGCUGGUAUAUGCUGGUACUUAGACAAGGAAGCAGCCAGUAUUUCUCCUAACUGAAACUGUAUUUUUUCAGCUACACUUCCAGGACUUGAAGAUGAAAUGAAUAACGGUGUGAUUGUAAAAGACAAACGUAUGGACCAUGAAUUUUUAAAAAUGCUCUUUUUUUUUUUUUCUCUCUCUCUUUUCCAUUUCUGAAUCAAGAAGAGGUGAAUGCUCACAGCUUAUUCCCAGCUGUGCUUUAACCUUUCACUUGUAACGUUUUCCUUGUGGGAAUGGGGUCUCUAUGUCUUGUCUCUAUCUGGUAUCUGCAGCCAGAUCUUUCUGUACCAGACUGAGUUUUAAUUCCCAAUGCCCUUUGUUUUGUAGAGACCUUCGUAGUUCCCACACGAUUACCUUCAGGUUUUCCCCAGAUGCAAUUAUUGAGGUUAUCACCAAGGAUUUAGAUUUCCAAAGUACCCCGCAGACAUUAAAAGCCGAGGAGUCAUAAAGAGAGGUGUUGAUUUGCAGUGGGAAGCAUGCAGUGGUAACGUGAUAUAUAAGCAUGGCAAGAGAGGAGAUGUGUUCAAUCAGAAGGAUUUUAAAAACUGGUAUUUUCAUUUCCCACUUGGGUACAGUGAUCUGCUUCAUGACAUUUGUUCCCACGCGUGCAGCAUCGGUUUCCUUUGUUCUUUCUGCUUAUAGGAUGGCUUGCAUCUCCUGUGGAACACUGCUUUGUCAAACCUGCCCAUACGUGGCGUGGCUGAGUGCAAAAGCUUCACAAGAUGCACAGGCAAUGGCUCUCCUGGUUGUGUUAAAGCCACAGACUCCAGCCUUCAUCUGUGUUAAAGCCUCUCAGUACAGUGUGUAUGUCCUUGGUUUGUUGUCUUCUCUCUCCUGUUUUAUUUCCCGACGUCUGUAGUUUUGUACAAUACUGGUCAGAUCCUGGCUUGGUGGUAGCAUAUAGCACUGGUUUAGGUUUGUAUCUGUAAAUAAAGAGGUAUGUUUUAUUUCCUAAAGUCACGGCUGAGUCUUGGCUCUUCCAAACUUCGUGAUGGCUUCUAUUGUGAUGCUGCCAAGGAACCCUUCCAUGCAGCUCUGGUGCAAACAUAAACAUCCCGUGCCUUCGCCACAGCCCGGUGUGUUAUGUUUGGUUUUAUUAUUAUUAUUUCUUUUUCUGUAGCGUGGCAUUUGGUUGGUGGUGUCUUCUCAACAAUAAAUCCCCCAGAGAAGGAAUACCUGAGUGCAGAGGAGGAGCUGUGAGAAGUGCUGAAAGGGAGCUGAACACGAGUGCUGGGUGCAGAGGGCAUCUCUGCAGGAGCUGACUGUGGUUAUGAAUGUUCUCUAUCUCAGAAGGUGUUCUGUUUUUAAUAAAGUAAGGAGUAUUAGGAAGAGAAACGUGGAUAUUCAGUAGCAAAGCCAGUGAAGAACGUGGCAUUCUAAAUCCUUUCUGCAAUCCAUCACUCAGACAAUCUGAUUAUUGACCUGCCUUGACCAUGCCUCUGUUAUACCAUCAGAAAGAAACAACUUUAUUAUGCAGAGCUUUUCUCAGUGCUUUGUUCCUUUGGGAUGCAGUGAGGUUGGUGCUGUUGAAUCCCAUCUGCAUCCGCUUUCCAACCCAUGCAGAACCACCGGGUGCCAUCAGCACUUGGAUCACGAUGGGUGCCAAUGGCACAGCCCUGCUCACCACUGAUCUCUGGAUGUCAAAAUCUUCUCAUCAUAUCAGUCCUUUGGGGAGGACUUCAGAUUUUGGGAUAAGUGUCUGUAGAGCAGAGCCACACAGGUGCUAUGUGCGUAAUCAUGAUUUCCUUGUGCUGAACAUCACUGUUCUGGAGGUUCCAGUAAUUAAGACGUAUUGUUUUAUAGUUUGGUGGGAAGAUUAAACUGGAACAGCAGCAUGGAAAUUCAUCUGAUACAGCGUGGAAAUGUCAGGGAGUAGAAGGGAGGACUUAAUAAAUAGUCAAGCAGAUCCCAGUUGCUGGGAUACGGUGGGUUUAAACGUUCUGCUGCCUGAGAAGUGGAACUCCUCAUUGGUGUUCUGACCCACGCAGUGAUGUGCUGCACCUUCCCCGGCAGUGUUCAACUUCAAACCUGUCUCACUGGGGGAUGCUGGUGAGAUUUCUGUUUGAAGAUUCACAGUGGUUGUUUUGACUGCUGAACUCAUACGGUGCCACAUCUGAUGGCUGCCAUGAAGACCUUCAGGGGCGGCUGCAUCCUCGGCAUGAUGCUGCCUUGGCUUUUCUGCCUCCCGUUGGCAGCUUCCUUUCCAAAAGUGACCAUCCCAGCAGAGCUGCAGUCGGUGGAGGCUCACGUUGCAGUGAACGCCACGUCUUGCAGUGUCACCUGCGGGCUGGGCCUCCAAGUGGAGGAGACCUGUGAGAUCACCCCGGCGGGCGAGAGGAAGAACUGCAGCAUGCGCCGCUCCCACUGCACCACCACGUGGGGCUGCGGUUUGCAGCACCUCACCAUCCCUGUGGGCAAACCCAUGGUGCUCAGCUGCCUGACCUCGGAUGUCAUCGAUUUGGGUGUCAGAGGGUACAGCUGCACGUGGAAGGUCGCCCCGGGCCUCAUCACCAUGAAUGAUGUUCUGUUUGCACCUUUCAGAAACCCUGGCUUCGCCGUUGCCUUUUCCCCAACCAAGGAGUCCGAUGCGGGGACGUACCGCUGCGAUGUGCGCAUGCUGAAGACGUUCAGGGUCAUCAAGAGGAUCUACUUUGGGGUCAGGGUGAUCCGAAAUGACUUGGUGGACCUGGACUUCGGCAAAUCCUUGACUCGGGAGCAGAAGCUGGCAGUCAGGAAUGAGGAAGGAAUCGAAGCCAACGUCACCCUCGUAGACGUGGAGGAGAGGCUGCACUUUUGGCAAAGGAAAUCGUUUCCUAGAUCCUUGAUAGGGAUUGGAAGCGGGCUGGUAGGAAUCGUCGUGGUGAGCAUAGCUCUCCGCUGCUUGCAGGAGAGGUUGAGAAGCAGAGGGGCAGAGAAUCAGACUCAGUUCUAAUGCACAUUCUUGCCUCUGUCUCGCUUAUUGUAACAAGUAGAGCGACGUCAGUAUUGCUGCAGUAUUUCACGAUGAGGUUUGCAAUUGCUUUCUGGCUGUUGGGUUGGAGAGUUUGGGGGUGUUUCUGUUGUAUUUUGUAGCUCAUAACUUGGGAUCUUACUUCUCCCCUUGAAUUUCUUCUCCCUUGCCUAUGUGUGACACAGAUCCCUGAGGUUGGUAGCAGGAACUCUCCAGCAUGAGGUGCAGAGAAGUGAAGAUGCUGCAGUUGGGUCCCUGCUUGGGUCCCUGCUUGGGUCCCUGCUUGGGUCCCUGCUUGGGUCCCUGUGGUCCUUCCCAGCAGACCCCAAGGUCUGUUUUGGGGAGCUGGGAGUGCUGGGAGGAGAUGAGCCACCGCUCCCUGCCUGCUCUGUUUGUUUGUCUCCCACUUCAGAAAGCUGAAGCAUCAUCAGCAGUAGUUGGAAGCUUCCACUCUUCCCUUUGUAGUUCAGAACAGCGAGGCAGGGAGCAUUAGGCAGCACAAGCACAUCUUCAAUCUGAGCACUGCAGCUCAAGGAGCGUAACAGGGUGGUUUUAAUCACGACUCAGAGCUGAGCUCACUCCUAAAAUCUUUAAAGGAGGAGGAGAGGGAAGAGUUCAGUGGGCUCGUGGGUCGCUCCCUUUCCCGGUGACUAAUAAGUACAAAGCGUGCAGCUGCACUGUAGGGAGCAUUGUUUCCCCAUUGGUAGCAGAAUCCGCAGAGGGACUUAUUAAGUGCCUUCUCUCUCUGGUUUCUGUCUGUAUUUUACAGUAAACAACUCUAUUUACUCGCUCUGUUUCCUUUUUUUUUUCCCGUGGACUGAAGUACAGGAAUGCACCACACAUCCAAUUCUGGCAAAGGGAAUCUCCUCCUUCCGAAGCAGCAGCACUGACACAGAGCAGUGCACACCCACGUUUAGGACACCUCGAGGAGCCCACUGAGUUCUGGUUGCAUUCAUCCCACCCGGACCUCUCCUAUCCGUGGCCUUUUUUGAUGCCUGCAAGCAAGUUGUUGAGAAGAAAGCUGCCUGGGUGCAGUGAGUCUGGAUGCAAAUGCUCCCAGCUGAGGGUUGGAGCAGGCAGGGCUCAGAGCUCCAGGCUUUAUGGAUGGGAUGCCAUCCCAUCCUUGAAUGGGAUUACGAAUGGGAUUCGUUGCUCAGCUCCUUCCUGGGGUGAAGGAUGGGAACGUCUCCCAUUUGGGAGCAGUGUUGAAUCACUGCCUGCUGUUAACUGAGCCAUUCCUCAUCCAAACCCACCUGGCUGAGUGCUGAGUUCAGCCCAGACCUCCUAAAACCACAAAUGCAACGCUCCGUCUGCAACUUCAGUAUGACCAGCACCCUCACAGCGUUGGUGGCACUGUUAAGGAGUACGAAGGACCCUGUGAAAUUGGAUGACUUCCCUCACUGAGCCAUUAACAGCGCUGGAACAAAACCCGGGCGCUUAACUCGUCCCUGUAAGUCAAUUCCUAAAGUAAAUGCUCAGAGCAAUUACACAUGAGGGAUUGUUAAUGAGACAGGAAAUUGAUUUGCAGCUUAAUGCAACAGUGCAAAUCCAGUGACCUCGUGUUAAGAUGCUGAAAUCUUCUGUGUUCUCUCCCGGCUCAGAACACCCUUUAGGCCCUGUGCUGCAUUUCAGAAGCUCUGAGUGCUUUCACAGGAGGUUUCCUCCUCUUCUUUUCCUCCUGCUGAGGGCUUUGGUUGGGCUUUACGUGUGGGUUUAUGUUAAAGCCUGGAUGGAGUUGAAUUGGGUACCACCAUUGCCUCGACUGCGCCUUGCUAAAGGAAUAGGUGUGUGUGCACAUCACUGUGUGUGUCACAAAGCCCCCUGAGAAAUGCAAGGGGAAAAUGGGCUGCCCCAGGGAAGGCAGCCCUUGGUAACACAGCCAGUGCCUCUGGGAGCCCUCUGCUCCACCUUCAGCCUCUGUUGCUCAGUGGGUGUCUUCAGGAUGAGGGUUUCAGCUCUGUCCCACGCUGCAGAGCACAGCAGGACCCAACCUGGGCUCCUCCAGCUGCUGCACCUCAACCUGGUCGUCCCUUUCAGGUACUUCACAUCAUCCUUCUCCCAUUUGCUCUGCAGAGCCGCGGGGAGUGGUUCAGCAGUGCUUUCAAACUCUGUGGGGUGCAGCCACCUUUUGCCUCCUCCACUCUGUAUCGUGGCCACCAUCCAUCAGACUGCCUGUGCCCAAGCCCUGAUCUUCUUUGCUUUGAGCUAACACUGAAUUCCUCAUUCACCUUUCAUCCUUCCAUGGGAGAAAGGCCCAAGGCCCAGCGAGGUGGAUGGAGGUGGUGACAAAAACACUGAUGUAACAACAGAAAACGUUUUGCCAAAAAAGAAAGAAAGAACAAAAAAAGGGGUUCCAAACCCCAUUAGAAAUAUUUAAAAGCCUUCAAGAACUUAUGUUGUAUAAAAAUAGGAAUGCGUAUUGAGUUGUUGUUGUCCUCCUGAAGGAACUGCUGGGAUCUGCUGGAGGGAUGGAGGGGGGUAAUCCAUGGAGAGCUGCAGAGCCGGGGGGGUCCCUCCAUCCCUGCCUGCCACGCACCAAUGGGAUCAUGCAUUGCUUUUUAGUUUUCACUUUAUUCAAGGGAAACCGAAGAGCCCUUUCUUUUUUCGCUUUAGCUGCCCUCUGAAUCUUGUUAUUUUAUUUCGUUAUGUUUCUUUUCCCUUGCCUGUUCCCUAAAGCAUUUCUCUCGCUCCCUAAGCACUGCGGGACCCGUUACCUUCUUGCUUCCAGAUGCGACAAACUGGUAAUGGGAAGCUGUGGAUGUGCAGCAGGCCUCACUCCCCCCCGGGAGGGCAGGGAUUUAUGCAUGUAAUCUCUUUAAUGCUCACUAAGGCCAAGGACACGUUAGUUUUGAAAUGAUUAGUUGGGGUAAGGAAUUGGCAUCUGCUGUAGGAGCUGCGUGCCAGUCCCUUCCCAUUGCACCAGCAAGGAAGGUGAAUCAUUUGAUUGCUUUACUGGGAGAUGCAGAACCUUUACAAGGUGGCAACUCUUCCCAACCAUUUCAAUCAUUUCGGCACCUGGACAUCCCCGCGUUGGGGUGUCAGCCCUAUGUGUAUAUGAGCCAAGUACAGUGGGGAUCCAUCAUACGUCCCCAAAUCUGGGACUGGGGAUGAGUGCCCCAUUCCAGCUCCUCCUUGUUGCCUCAGCACUGGCUUUGUGCAGUCUCCAGGUCUUGGUUAAUUUGUGUCAUGUUCCUUUCUCUUCUUCCUUUAAGGUCCUCUCUGUCUCGAAAUGAAAUAUCUCCAAGUCUUCUGCAUCAGGAGGAUCUCUCUCCAAACGGGUGGAUUCUCACUUACCCCUCCGCCUCGCCCAGACAAAAAAGAAGCAAACAACAUAACAAGAACACCCCGGACCAGGUGGGAUAUGGAUAACAUCAAACAUUGCACCUCACAGCAUGGCAGCUGAUACAAACACGAGGCUGCGAGUUAACACCAGUGUCAUAAAAAGAAAAAAGAGAUGUUCACAAGCUGAACUCUUGUGUUCACCCAUCUCCUUCAGCAUGAAGCAGAGAGCGGUGUCUCUUGUGGCUUUGUCUCCUUGGGCUCAUUGCUGUGGAAUUUGGCUCUUAUGAUGGGGAGGUGAAUCGCAUCCCAUCGCUCCUUAGAGAUGGCUGUGGUUGGGGUCGGUGUGGAGCGUGCCCAUCACGUGGAAGUCCUCAGUCCCCGGUCUCCCUUCCCCCUCCCCCAAAUACACUGUACAUGUUUAAAAAAAAGUCAA
This is a messenger RNA of Gallus gallus (chicken), 7144 nucleotides long. It is a transcript of the gene TMEM81, whose product is annotated as transmembrane protein 81. Bases 2596 to 3411 code for a protein of 271 amino acids. The transcript has 5 exons. The record is from RefSeq and is a predicted model, not a curated record. NCBI's taxonomy places the organism in Eukaryota, Metazoa, Chordata, Aves, Galliformes, Phasianidae.